This is a messenger RNA of Varanus komodoensis (Komodo dragon), 9567 nucleotides long. It is a transcript of the gene CLIP1, whose product is annotated as CAP-Gly domain containing linker protein 1. NCBI's taxonomy places the organism in Eukaryota, Metazoa, Chordata, Lepidosauria, Squamata, Varanidae. The transcript has 28 exons. The coding region runs from base 1371 to 7994 and encodes 2207 amino acids. Gene Ontology annotation, molecular function: microtubule plus-end binding. Gene Ontology annotation, biological process: cytoplasmic microtubule organization; positive regulation of microtubule polymerization. Gene Ontology annotation, cellular component: microtubule plus-end; nucleus; cytoplasm. The record is from RefSeq and is a predicted model, not a curated record.
CUCCUGUGUGGCGUCUCCCUGGGCCCCUGCUUUUCUACCUUUUGAGAACAGACCCUCUCUUUGUGCUUUGUCAAGGUGGACUGAUAAUUGUGCGUAGCGCCGGUGCUGGGCUGUGUAGGGGUCUUUGUCAGGGAGAGUGGCAAUAUCUCAGCCCCCAUUUGUGGUCCGGCUAUUGUAUAGGCUCGGAGACUGGGCAGGUGUGGUGGAGACGGUGAACCUGUUCAUUGUGUAGUUGGGGAGUUGUGCUUUGUGAAGGCGGAAUGAGCACUUGUGGUCUGCUUUCUAGCUUGGACUGUACUUGGGAUGGCAAAUAUGUGUAGCUCUGUUUUCAGGCGGCCCUUAAAGGCUGCCCUUCUUGGGAUCGCUUGAGUGAGUGAGUGAGUGGAGUUUGGGGUGUGUUCUUUCACCUGACUUGGGGCUGCUUUCUUGGGUGCAAUUGUUGAUUUGUCUCUGGAGCCCCGUUAUGUAUUAAAGCUGCAUUGGAGUCUGGGGCGAGUGGCAUUGGAGGCUGGAGUCUAUGUUUGUCAAGAUAAUAGGAUGAUGGAAAGCGGCGUGUGAGGUUGCGCCUACUUCAGGGCAGUGUAUCUGGUGCGCUGCUGUUUAUCUGGACUGGCCGAGCAGUGCCCCUUUCCCACACUAUGGUCCUUAAGUUUGUGCUUCAUGAAUGGAAAGGAGACUGAAGGAAUGUGCAUGUGGAGAGAGAGGGGCUUCAGAGCUCAGUCCCCCCUCUCCGUUUGCAGUUUUGAGGGUGGCAGGGAUGUUUGCGAGCUGGCAGUGAGCCAUGAGGCUUGUCUUGGGGUAUUCUUUAUCUUGUUCUCGAAUUGUGAAGAACAGAAGGGGUCACUGUGGGGUGGAGGGCGUCUGCCGGCAUGCUAAUUCCGUCACAGACAGUGCUAAGUCAUCUGAUCUGCUAUUGCCUGGGGUGGCAGCAGCAGGUUUCACUGGUAACCAGGCAGCAGCCCUGCCUGAGAGGGACACCACUGAGCGUGGAGCACCCUGAAUGAUUUGCUCGGGACGGCUGCUGCCGGAGCAAGGGUGCGAUUUUCUCCGGCGCCUUCUGGCACAGAAGCACUAACCGUCAGGCCGCGCCAUUUGAACUGGGUGGAGAGAUGCAGCAAUCAACGGGUGUGCGGCCUGGAGCAUGACAUCAGUGGCGGGGUGGGAGCACCAUUGGCCAAGGGAGCACCUUAAAGCGCUACUUCCUGCCACGAGUGUUAAGAGAUUUUGAAUGUCCUUGUAGAGCGGCUGGGAAUUUCUGUGACUUUAUCAGGUUUAACCCAAAAGCAAACCUCGGAAACCAUACCUGCAUCGAUGCUUUGGAAAAGGUAGUUUUUGCAGACAGAGGGAUUAAACAAGCAGUGAAAGAGAAGAUGAGCAUGUUGAAGCCAAGUGGGCUUAAGGCUCCUACCAAGAUUAGCAAGCCUGGAAGCGUGCUUCAGAAAACGGCGACAUCUGUUGCUUCUGUCCCACCAGAAAAAUCAGCAGCCAGUGAGAAAACGUCGGCUGCACCUGCCUUAGAAACACAGGAUGAGUUUGUGGAUGACUUCAGAAUCGGGGAGCGUGUUUGGGUCAAUGGGAACAAGCCCGGCUUUAUUCAGUUCCUGGGAGAAACACAGUUCGCUCCGGGACAGUGGGCAGGAAUCGUUCUGGAUGAGCCCAUUGGCAAAAACGAUGGCUCUGUGGCCGGAGUCCGGUAUUUCCAGUGCGAGCCCUUGAGAGGAAUCUUCACAAGGCCCUCCAAGCUAACGCGGAAAGUGGUGGCGGAGGACGAAUCCAAUGGUACUCAGGCUUCCUCUGCUUCUCGAGCAACUUCACCCACGUCUGUGUCAGCUGCUAGCCUUGUGUCUUCGCCUUCCGCAGUUGCACACCUGCCUCCCACAGGUAUUCCGCACAAAACGUCUCCUGCUGCGAAGGAGCACCCUGCUUCUCAAGUCAGCAAUCUUUCGAAAACAGCAAGCGAAUCCAUCUCAAACCUUUCUGAAGCCGGUUCUGUAAAGAAAGGAGAAAGAGAACUCAAAAUAGGUGACAGAGUUUUGGUUGGUGGUACGAAAGCUGGCGUGGUGCGCUUCCUAGGGGAGACCGACUUUGCCAAGGGAGAAUGGUGCGGUGUCGAAUUAGAUGAGCCCCUGGGGAAGAAUGACGGUGCCGUGGCCGGAACAAGGUACUUCCAGUGCCAGCCAAAAUAUGGCCUGUUUGCCCCUGUCCACAAAGUUACCAAGAUUGGUUUCCCCUCGACUACGCCGGCAAAAGCCAAGACGACCGUCAGGAAAGUCCUCCCAACACCCACAAGCUUGAAACGCAGCCCAAGCGCCUCCUCCCUCAGCUCACUGAGCUCCGUGGCAUCAUCAGUAAGCAGCAAGCCAAGCCGUACAGGACUAUUGACAGAAACAUCUUCUCGAUAUGCAAGGAAGAUCUCGGGCACCACUGCUCUGCAGGAGGCACUGAAGGAGAAGCAGCAGCACAUCGAGCAGCUCCUGGCUGAGCGGGACCUGGAGAGGGCAGAGGUCGCCAAGGCCACCAGCCAUGUGGGGGAGAUCGAGCAGCAGCUCGCCCUGGCACGCGACGGCCAUGACCAGCGAAUACUGGAAAUGGAAGCUAAGAUGGACCAGCUGCGAGCUUUGGUUGAAGCUGCUGACAGAGAGAAGGUAGAGCUGCUUAACCAGCUGGAAGAAGAGAGAAGGAAGGUGGAAGACCUCCAAUUCCGUGUGGAAGAAGAAUCUAUUACCAAAGGCGACUUAGAGCAAAAGAGGCAGAUUUCUGAAGAUCCUGAGAAUACGCAGACCAAACUGGAGCAUGCCCGCAUUAAGGAGCUUGAACAGAGCCUGCUCUUUGAAAAGACCAAAGCUGACAAACUCCAGAGGGAGUUAGAAGACACUAGGGUGGCCACUGUGUCUGAAAAAUCUCGGAUUAUGGAACUGGAAAGAGAUUUGGUACUGCGGGCAAAGGAAGUAACUGAGCUACGAGCCAGGCUAGAGUCCAGUAAGCCAGUCAGCAGCGUGGACACAUCGUUGUCGUUGUUGCAAGAAAUCAGCACUCUGCAGGAGAAGAUGGCGUCCCUGGACAAGGAGCACCAGGAUGAGUUGAAGUCACUGAGAGAGAAGCUUGGAAUCAGUGAGGAAUCUUUCCAGAAGGAAAUAAAAACCUUGCUGGCCUCCAAUGAAAAACUGACAAAAGACAACGAGUCCCUGAAAGCAAAACUAGAUAGUGUCCAUGAGGAGAAUUUGAAGGUGACUGAGAUGUGGAAAUCCAAGCUGGAGUCUGCCACUGCUUCUCAUCAUCAAGCGGUGGAAGAACUGAAGAAUUCCUUCAGCAAAGGCAUUGGGGAGCAGACGGCUGAAUUUGCGGAACUCAAGAUCCAGGUUGAGAAGAUGAGAGAGGAGCAUCAGAGCGAAACAUCCGAUCUGAAGCUAAAGCAAGAAAAGGAGAGAUCAUUGCUCAUGAAGGAGGUUGAAGCCUUGAAAGAAAAGCUGCUGGAAGUCACAGAGGAGAAGGAGAAGAGCUUGGAGGCCUUCAGGACCAGAUUGGAAAGUGCUGAAGGUCAGCAUCUGGUGGAAUUGGAAGACACGCUCAACAAGUUGCAGGAGGCGGAGAACAAGGUAAAAGAGCUGGAGGGGCUGCAAGCCAAGUGCCAGGAACAAGCCAAGGAGAUUGAUAGUUUUAAAGCAAAGAUCAAAGCCACUGAAGCAAAGCUCUUGGAACUUGAUGCCCUUCAGCUGGCCAGCUCUGAAGGUAAACUGCAGUUGGAGAAACUUGGCAAGGAGCUCGAGGCAGCUGAAAAAACCAUACAGAGUUUAGAGAAUGACAAAAAUAAUGAAAGUAUCCAGGCUAUAAGUCUAGUCAAAGAACUACAAGUGAAAGAGAAAAAGCUCCUUGAUCUUGAAAGUCACUUGGGUGCUGUAAAUCAACUUAAAGAUGCUUUGGGAAAAGAGCUUGAAGAUUUGAAAGGAAAAUUUUCUAAGGCUGCUGAUGAGGCAGAAAGUGUACAAAAAUCUAUGCAAGAAACUGUUGAAAAACUAAACCAAAAAGAACAGCAAUUUGCACACAUGUCCUCUGAACUGGACCAGCUACGCUCUCACCUGACAGUCAUGGAAAAGAAAUUGAAAGAAAGAGAGGAGAGAGAACAGCAGCUUAUCGAGGCUAAAGUCAAACUUGAAAAUGACAUAACUGAAAUAAUGAAAUCCUCGGGAGACAGUUCUUCACAGCUUACAAAGAUGAAUGAUGAUCUACGGCUGAAGGAAAAGCAAGUAGACGAACUCCAGCUUCAGCUCACAAAAGCAAAAGAGAGAGCUACUCAGCUUCAGGAAAAUGUGGAGCAGAUGACAUGCAAAGCUGAAAAAGAUCAGCAGGAAACGCACAAAAAGCAUGAGGCUGAACUGCAGAAAAUGCAGGACAAGUUAGAGGAUCUGGAGAAGAAAGUUGCAGCUAGCCAGAAUCAGUGCAAAGACCUGCAGGCGGCACAUGAGAAAGCACAGUCUGAGGCAGCUGCCAGGCACGAUGGGGCCAUCAAGGAACUGAAGCAAAAACUCCAGGAAACAGCACAGCUCUUAACCAAUGCACAAAAGGCAAAUGGCGAGUUGGAAAAGCAGGUCAAGGAGUUGAAAAAGGAAGCAGAGCAUGCAAAGUCCUUAACCUCUAUGUUAGCAACAGCCAGAAAAGAGAUUGAACUAAUGUCAGACGAGAUGAGGGCUUUGAUAUCAGAGAAAGAAACGUUGGCGCAGGAGGGAAAUGCUUUAAAGUUAGAAAAAGGUUCCUUGUUAACAAAACUUGUAGAGUUGGAAUCCAAAACUGGAUUGUUAAAGCAAGAUCAGGAAAAACUUUGGACAGUGAAUGAAGAGCUUAAUCUGGAGAACAAAAAAAUGGUCAAGGACAAACAAGAUGCUGAAAAUAAAAUUGAGCAGGAAAAAGCUAAAAAUGAUGAGUUAAUUUCUGAGAAAGGAAAGUUACUCUUGGAAAUAGAAGCUGCCCAAGAUGAUCUUCUUAAGAUAACCAGAGAGAAUUAUGUUCUGCGCAAUUCAAAAGCAGCUCUCCUCAGCAAGGUGGAUGAGCUCCAGACCCGUAAUGAUGCCUUGACCAAAGAAUGUGAAAAGCGCAUCAGCCAAAGCGACGCGCUAGAGGACCGUCAGAGAAAGCUUUCAGAGGAAAAUGCUGCUCUUCUCAAAGAUAAGGAUGAUGUCAUUCAGAAGCUGAAAAACUCUUACGAAGACAUGGCCAGGGACCAGAAAGAGCUCCUCCAGGAAGUUACUACCCUGGCUGCUGAGAGGGACUCGCUUGAGGGCAAGCUCUUGGAUCUUGAGAACCAGCAUGUGGCUUUGAAAAAGGAAAGAGAUACUCUCUGGCAGACCAACCAAGAACUGCAGACAGACAAAGAGGCUCUCUUGAAAAGCCAGGAGGAACUGCGGAAGGGCUUGGAGCUGGCACUGGACGAGAAGCAGAAGCUUGGCGAGAAAACAGACAGCCUGCAAGCUGACCUAGAAGCAUCCCAGAAAGAGCUUAAAAAGGCCACCAAAGACCAUGUGCAAUUGCAGGCUGCACAUGCCAGCCUUUCAAAGCUCUUGGAAGAGUUUAAGGCCAGUAGGGCAUCAACAGACUCAGAAUGCAUUCAGUUACUGCAGGAGAAAGAAGCUUUGUCUUCAUCUGAGAAGAAGCUCUCUGAGGAACGAGAGGAACUUCUGAAUGAAAACAAGGCAAUUGUGGAAAAGCUGGCGAAGGUCUCUGAAGAAGCCGCCCUUACCGAGAGAACACUGAACGAGAGGCUGAGUCAGGUGAGUGCAGAGAAGGAGCUGGCCUCUCAGAAGUCCUCAAAGCUCAAGAAGCAGAACGAAAACCUUGCAAAGGAAAAGGCCACUCUGGAAGGGAAAUGCGCUGAGCUCCUUGCCGAAAAGCAGUCGGCCACGAAAGCCCUGUGCGAUUUGAAGAGGAAGCACGAACUGGACAUUUCGGCAAAGAGGAUGCUGACGCAGGACAAAGCCAGGCUCCAGGGCUCUGUUGAAACACUGAAGCGAGAACUUGACCAAAAGGUGGAAGAAAACCAGGAGCUCACUGGCUACAGAUGUGAACUGACCAAAAUCUUGAAGGAGACCCAGAGUGCCAAAACAGCGCUGGAGAACGAGUAUUCUGCCUUGCUUCAUGCCAAGCAGCUACUGGCAGCAUCGUUAAAGAGCAGUUCGGCUGAGAAGGAGAUCAUAUGCAAAGAGAGAUCUCAGCUGCAAGAAGAGUGCCAGAGACUGAGCAAGGAGCUUAGAACAAUCCACGAGAACCUGGCCAUACAACAGGAGGAGAGGAAGCUGGAUAAGGAGUCUUUUGCCAUAGAGAACAUGCAGAUUCAGAGCAGUGUCAUCCAGUUAGAGAGGGAGAGAGAACAGCUGACCUUAAAAAACAAAGAGCUGCUGACUGAAAGGGAUUUAUUGAACCAGGAGAAAUUAAAAUCUGAAUCGAAACUAGAGGAAAUUAUGAAGGAAAAGGAGAUGCUCAGGGUUGAGACAGACCAACUUGCGUCCAAUAUUGAAAAGUUAAAAAGUGAGUUUGUAGCGUUGACCAAGUCAAAAGCAGAACUCCAAGAACUACAUAGUUGUGUCUCUAAGAUUCUGGAAGAUCUCCGUUCCAGCUACGACAUUUCUGAACUGGAGCGGGGUAAGUUGCUUCAGGAGAAUGCGAUUCUGCUUUCCGAACAGAAGCAUCUUACCACAAUUAAGGAAGAAAUCUUGAAAGAGAAAGAGCAGUUCUCUCAAGACUACUAUAAGCUGCAUGAGGAGGUAACGCUUCUCGCCCAGGCCAACAGCGAGGUGACAGCCAGCCUUUUGGCAUCUCAAAGCAAAAACGUGAUGCUGCAGAAGGAAAAGGAUGAGCUUGUUUUGAAACUGAGAGCACUUGAGACUCUUCAGGUACAUGCGGUAAUUCAGAGAUUUGAGAAUACACAAACAGCUGAAGAUGCUUUGCAAGUAGCUGAGCGAGUAACCAAAGAGAAGGACGCCCUUCAUAAAGAGAAGAUAGAGACGUUGGCCUCUCUGGAAGAUUCCAAACAGGCCAAUCACAAGUUGCAGAAAGAAUUGGAUACCCUUAAAGAAAACCACCAAAAGAAUCAGGAGGAGCUUAAAAAAUAUCAGGAACUUUGCCACAUGGAGAACAAAGAAUUGGAAGCGAUUAGAAAAGAAGUAGAAGCACUAAAGCUGGCAGAAGCUGAGAAGUCCCAGCAGCUUGCAGCGUUGCAAGAAGAAAACGUUAAACUUGCAGAGGAGCUCGGCAAAGGAGAAGUCACCAGUCACCAGAAGCUUGACGAAGAGAGAUCUGUCCUCAAUAACCAGUUGUUAGAGAUGAAAAAGAGAGAAUCCAGCUUAAAAAAAGAAAUUGAUGAAGAGAGAGCUAGCUUACAGAAAUCCAUCAGUAUUACUAGUGCCUUGAUUACAGAGAGAGAUGAAGAACUGGAAAAACUCAAAAAUGAGGUCACAGUGCUCCGUGGAGAGAAUGCCACUGCGAGGAAUCUGCAUUCAGUAGUUCAGUCACUGGAGUCUGAUAAGUUGAAACUUGAGCUAAAAGUGAAGAAUCUGGAACAGAAGCUGAAAGAGAGCCAGAAACCUCUUUCUAGCUCCUCAGAUAAUGCAGCCAGUGGCUCCCUCCAGAAUGACAGUACCCAAGAAAGCCAGCAUAUGAUUGACUUCCUGAAUUCUGUAAUUGUGGAUCUUCAAAGGAAAAAUGAAGAGCUGAAAUUGAAAGUGGAAAUGAUGUCUGAGGCAGCUCUCAAUGGCAACGAAGAAGUAGUCAUUAAUUAUGACAGUGAGGAAGAAAACCAGGUCAAGAAGAAGCCUCGCCUUUUCUGUGACAUUUGUGAUUGUUUCGAUCUCCAUGACACUGAAGAUUGUCCAACUCAAGCACAGGCAGCCGAUGAACCUCCACAUUCGACUUACCACGGCAGCCGAAAAGAAGAACGGCCCUAUUGUGAAAUCUGUGAAGUGUUUGGGCACUGGGCUACAAAUUGCAACGAUGAUGAGACUUUCUGAUGCAGGAGAGGACCAGGGAAAUGCUACUUUGCUCCGUUAUCCAGACAGCGGUCCACCACCAGCAUUCAAGUGUGCCGCUGUCAGGGGAAAAAGGACGGCCCCCCUUGCCCUCCCAAACAUCUUCACAAACAACAGACUUAAAGAUAUAUUUGAUCUUCCAUAGCAAACUAUUUUAUUCUGCCCUUACUAAGCUAAAAUUAAAAUAAAUAAUUUACGAGGCAGAUUGUUGCCUUUUUCACUUCCAGCUUCUGAGUUUGUAUGAUCUUUGAAGAGAACUUUCCAUUAUGUCAUGCUGUUUAUUUAUGGGGGAAAGCCCAAACUAGUUACAUUUUAGCUUAUUUAAAGACCUUUAAAAUUAUGCUGUUAAUUUUCUAUUUGCACUAAGCUCUUAGAGCUGCAAUUAUAUGUUUUUCAGUUUUGUAAAGCUUUCGACACUGGAAUGAGUUAAGAGAUGAGCUCUUUUUUAUUUUCAUCUGCUCAGUUAUCUCUUGAUCAAAGAAUACACGAGCUCUGGUGCGCUACCUAGAGAUCAGUAGUGCCUUUAUUUCAUUCUUAACGGUGUGAAAUUUUGUUUAUUAAAAUAUCAUGAAACAGGUAAGCAAACAAGCUACUGUGGGGAAACCUUUUAUAAAGAAACCUCUGCAUUGUACACAUCGCUAACAGCCCUUUUCAUGGUCUUUCAGCUUCUGUAGAGUUGUACAUAAGUACAUAUAUAAAUAUAUUUAAGAAAAGAUUUAUAUUUUGGAAAAGUAUCUUAUUGUCUUUGGUGCUUCUGUGCAUCUGAACUGCUCAGAGGAGUUUUGUGCACAUUACAGUAACUUGAUUUUAUGAUUUUAAAAAGUUUCACUCUUGGGAGAUGUUUUUUUCUGACUGCAUUUUUUUGUGCAUGUACAAAAAAAAACCUUCCAGAAAAUUUGUAUCCUGUAACAGGUUUUUAUUAAAAAAUCCAUUCAGGAAUCAAUACUUUUUGAUAAUGAUUUAUUUCCCUUCAGUCUGAAUUUUGUUCCAAAUGAAUGUAAAACAGAAAAUUCAGUAUUAAACAAUGUGGAUUUUCUAAGAAGCAAAAACCUUGCAAGAAAUGAAGAAAAUGUAAAACAAAUAGAACGCGCUGUUGCGAGUGAAACUAUGCCAUGUUUAUUUUAAUGCAUGCAAAUUUCCUGAUGAGGUUAUUCAGUCAUGGAGUUGAUGUGUCUACUACUUAACAGAGGUAAAGGUGAUGCCACAUACGCUGGUUUGGAUCUCUCUCCUUUUGAAUGUCUCAAACACAAAUGUUAAAAAAGAGAAAGUAUAUAUUCCCUGCUCUUUGUACAUUAUAGAGAAAUUUAACUCUUGUAUAACUGUGUAUAUAUAUCUAUAUAUAUAACUAUCUAUAUAUAUAGAUAUGCGCCUCUGGUGUAUUUUUUUUCCUCCAGAUUACAGACAGUAUUUGGCAAAUGAAUAUAAUGUCAAUCUAAUGUAAUUGUUUGAAAUUUGGAGUAAUGAAUGUAUAAUAGGGAUAGUUAAAAGCUGGAAAAUCAGUAUUAAACUAAACUGAGUGUACGCUAUCUUUAAUAAAAUGGUUAUUCUCUUGUCA